Molecule: messenger RNA, 1530 nt
Organism: Cokeromyces recurvatus
Lineage: Eukaryota; Fungi; Mucoromycota; Mucoromycetes; Mucorales; Mucoraceae
Product: low-affinity Fe(II) transport protein
Exons: 1
Coding region: 1-1530 (509 amino acids)
Biological process (GO): transmembrane transport
Source: RefSeq, a predicted model, not a curated record
AUGGGAUUUUGGUCACGAUUUUAUAACGCUGUUUCAUCACCUGGUCGCCGUACGAGAAUUGAAGUUGCAGCCCCAACACAAUUUAUUUCAAAAAUCAAAUAUGAAGAUAAUUCAAUAGGAUUUUUAAAGACAGUAGGUGAAGAACAUACAAAUGAAAUUAUCUUCUAUAGUCCAGAGGAGAAGAAACCGUUAGCUAGUCGAUUAUUUGAUUCAGUGACUCAAUAUGCUGGUUCUCGUGUUACCUUUUUAUUGACACUUUUUAUUCUAGGUGUUUGGGGGGUUGUAGGUAUCAUCUUGGGAGCCCCAGAGAAUUGGCAAAUUGUAAUGCAGGAUGGCAGCUCAAUCCAAUGUUAUAUUUCAGAUACUCUUUUAAUACGUCAGCAACAUAAUCAUUGUUAUAAACUUUUAUCUACUCUCUCUCAAAUCAGGUCUCGAAGUGUCACGAUCACAAGAAUCUUUCAUUCUUCUCAUCUCUCUCAUGUUGAUACGGAAGUGGUGGAUUAUAUGAAGAUUAAGGAUAAUGUAGGUGACGCUGUUGAAUUACCCGUCGAGAAUUGGUUUGAUAGAUGCUGUAACUGGGUUUCAUGGGCUGUUGGUUCCAUGGCUUCAUUAGCUCUUUACUGGGGUGGUGUCUUUGCUUGGGUAGGUGUAGGUGACAUGCUAGGUUGGAGUGAUUUAUGGCAACUCUAUAUUAAUACAGCUGUUGCAGUUGAAUUGACAUUUACUUCCAUGUUCUUACAAAACACAUGUCGUCGUCAUAUGGAAUAUCUCGAAAAAUGUUUAAAGAAUAUUAUUGAAACAGACAUCUCAUUAGAAGUCCUUUUACGUAAGGCCCUUGAUGAUAAUCAACCUAACCCUACUAUCUCCGUUGAUCCUCCCAAGGUCUCACGUGGAAUUCGUGCGAUUGAUUAUUACGGUGAUGUUGUUGGCACUGGAAUUGGUGCCUUUAUCUCUGUUUGUGUCUUUAUCAUCUGGUUAUCUAUUGGCGAUAUCAUGAACUGGAAUGAUAACUGGUGGUUAAUUAUCGGUACUUAUACAGGCCUUGUGGGUUUUAUUGAUGGCUUUGUCUUGAGAAAUAUAUAUUUCCGUCUAGAUCUUUGGCUAGAUGAGCACUUUGAUUAUAUAAAGAAGGCUGAUGAGGGACUCUAUCAAUACUUGAAUAUAUCUCUUCCAACAAAGCCCGUCGAGAAAAAUAAUUCGAUUAUUACUACUGUUAGUAACUGGAUGGGUUAUAUAUGCGCAUUACCCCAUGCUGUUUUAGCAUCUGUUUUUAUUGUUGUUGGUCUCCUUGGUGUUGCAAGCGGUAUGAAAUGGAGCGAAACAGGUCAACUACUUUGUAAUACUCCAACAAUGAUCAUUGAAGGAUUUUUAUUAAUCGUCUUAAUUCAAGCUCAUAACAUGUCUGAUUUAAAACGUAGAGUCCAAUUACAUGAUAUUUUACUCCGUAGACUUAAGCUCUUUCAAUUCGCUCUUAUCGCUACUCAACUCGACCAUUCUAAUAAUAAUGAAAAAAAGGAAAGAGGAGUGUAA